AUGCCUUCGACUUUGUUGGAGAGGGCUGAGGAACGGCUCCCAUCAUGGUAUGUGAAGACUCCAUCGGACACGUUUGUUCUGGUCAAAGCAUAUGUGAGCGACGAUCAACUAUGUCAACCUCCACUUUUGGUUUUACCUGGUUGUAAAAUCCAAGAUGUCAGCCGUGCAUUGCACAAGCUUGCGCAAACAACUGCCCCAUGCCUACAGGUGUCCAUGUCUGAAGAGAGACAGCAGGAACUCAAUGAGUUAGCUGAGUACUUGUCUGCAAAUUUCCCCCAGUAUAUGAAAGGGGUGCACUUGUUGCAACUUGCUGGAAAGGUUGCACUGACACGUACUGUGCCCAUGAAUUUGGGAUAUAUUUUGGCCGGUCCGUCGCCUGCUGUGCAACGGGGCCAUGCACAGCUCCAUGAUCCGGAGCCUCACAAUGUUCGCAGGCUCCAAGUCCGAUUCCACAGGUACUAUUGA
Durusdinium trenchii is the source of this 465-nucleotide messenger RNA. The record is from the annotation of a GenBank genome assembly. NCBI's taxonomy places the organism in Eukaryota, Dinophyceae, Suessiales, Symbiodiniaceae.